Messenger RNA from Rubroshorea leprosula, 1188 nucleotides. The record is from the annotation of a GenBank genome assembly. NCBI's taxonomy places the organism in Eukaryota, Viridiplantae, Streptophyta, Magnoliopsida, Malvales, Dipterocarpaceae.
CAUCACCUAAUACAAUUCCAGCAUGUCAAACCUAAAGAAGUUAAAACAAACACGGCGAAAAUCUUUGAAGAAAACAGAUUAGAAUUGGGGGAGGGAUCCCACCCACGGGAUCAAGCUCCAACCCUCUCCCUCACUGCCUUUUCUAAAAAUCUUCUCUGAUCAGAAAAAUUACCUAAAAGAAACAAACCCAGAAGAUGCACAAUCUCCUUCGGUGAGCUCUGGAGUUCAGCAAUCGUCUUCCUCUCACUGCCACCUCCGGCAAUACCCAAACUCAGACGAAAGAAAAACCCUUCUUUCUCCUCCUCGUAGUCUCCCUCUACUACUCAAAGAACCAGAUAGAGACCCCAAAAUCCAACUCCAAAAUCAACCAAAAGACCUCCUUCCUCAUCUGAUUUUUUCUAUAUAUAUACCCAAAUAAAAAAAAAUAAAAUGAAAUAAAUAAAAAUAAAUAAAAAACUUGCUCCAUCAAUCACUAAUGAUGCCGAUUUUGUCUGGUAUGUGCUGUUUUUUCUGUAGGUGAGGCAGGGGCAUGGCUGUAGCGUGCAGGAGGCAGGGGCGCGCGGGAUUGAGGUGCAGAGUGCAGGAGGCACAUGCUCGGUGCAGCAGCAGGGGCACAGGCGGCAAGGGCAGGGGCACAGUGCAGAAGAGAGGGGGGCGUGUAGGUGGGAAAGGGGCAAGGCUCGGGUGUGAGGCAGGGGAUCUGGGCUCAGGGCAGAGGAGGGUGCAGGCGCGCAGGGGGUAGGGCGCGUCGGUGUGCAAAGGGGGGGUGUAGGCAUGCAUGAUUGCCGGUGAUGGCUGACGGAGGGCGCCGGCUGGUUUGGGGAGGAAGUUGGUUUGGGAGAGAGAAAAGUAGAAAUGGAAGAGGAAGGGGAAGGGGAAGGUUCGAGAUGCCUUCCCCUUUUUUCCCCUUUUUUUUUUUGUUUUUCUUUCUCUUUUUUUUUUUUUUUUUGGGUCUUUAUGGUUUUUGGGUUUUGUGUUUUGGGCUUGGGUUUUGGGUUUUGUGUUUUGGGUUUGGGUUUUGGGUUUUGUGUUUUAGUGUAGAUAGGUUUUGGGUUUGGGUUUUUGGGCUUUGAUUUUGGGUUUUUGGCUUUGAGGCUUAAAAUUGGAAUGGGAUGGUGUUGGAUUGGGUUUGGUUUUGAUAGGCUCAAUAUUGGGAAUGGGCUGGACUUAUAAAUUCGUCUCGAUGAA